GUGCGAAGCGCAGGCGCAGUCUGACUUCCGGCUCAGGCGGCGGACCCCAUGGCGAAUUACAAGGUGGGGAGCCCGCGGAGGGGGAAGGAGGGAGGGAGAGAUGGAAGGAGGGGCGGGCAAGGGAGCGCGGGAGCCCCCUCGAGCCCCUGACUCCCUCAUUCUCUCCCUUACAGCCCGCCGACUCCAAGAGGGAGCAGUUCCGCCGCUACCUGGAGAAGUCCGGCGUCAUGGACAGCCUCACCAAAGGUAAGCCGGGCAGGAGGAAGACGAAGAGGAGGAGGAGGGCAGGGACGGAGCUCAAUAGGCAGAGCGCCUGCCUGGCAUGCAGAAGGUCCCAGCUCCAGUCUUGCCUGAAACGCUGGAGAGCUGCCACUGCCAGUCUGUGCUGACUAUGCUGUGCUAGACGGACGAGUGGUCUAGCUCAGUAUAAGGCAGCUGUUGCCUAUGUUCCCAGGGGGCAGAGAGAGCCACUCAGCCUCCUCUCUCCUUUCCUCCCUCUCUCUCUUUUCUCCUCCCGCAGUCCUGGUGGCCUUAUACGAAGAACCGGAGAAACCCAGCUGUGCCUUGGAGUAUCCUUCACUUGCCUGGCCUACUUGAUGGGGAUGAGAAUAAUGGGGGGGGGGAGCCCUGCCGAGCUAGGGAAAUGGAUUCCCACAGUAGCUGAGUACAGCCCUGAGCUAGCCCUGAGUCCCUGGUUCUCCUAUAGGAUAAAGUGCUGUGGCCCCAAUUACGAGGCUCACUAAAGGGCUCCUUUCAGCUCAGCAUGACUCACUAUUUUCAGGAGUAAACCUGACUUUGGUGGGCUGUAAUCCUAAAAACAAAAGUAGAUGUGCCGACAGAUGGCAGCACCUGAGUUAACUGGCAUAGUUUAGAAUUUGGUGAGUAGCACAGCCUGCAGCUCAUCAGUUGCACAGUGAAGUAUCAUCCAAGCAAGCAAAUAACUUAACUUUUGGUUAAAAGCUUUAUGAAACAUCAUUUAGGAGCUACUGCUCCAGAAAAUCCUGAAGUGGAAGCCCUUCGCUUGGAAGUGGCAGAGAUGAAAGAGAAGUAUGAAGCCAUGUUGGAAGAAAAUAAGAAACUAAAAGCAAAGGUAAAGCGUUCAGUGUUUAUGGAGUGCAAAGCUCAUCCAGGCAGUUUCCUGCUGCUGACCCAGGGCCACCUCACCCAUGAGGCAAGGUGAAGUGACCACCUCAGGCAGCAGGACCCACAGGGGCAGAUCCAGCCUCCAGGGAAGGCAUUGUUUGUUGCUGCCGCCACCACCAUCACUGUGAGAGCAUUAACAGCUGCUCCAUGCUCCUUGGAGGCUGGAUCUAUUGUCUUCUUGGCAGCCCUCCCCAGUGCCACCUCUGCAGCAGCUUCUUGGCAAAUAAGAGGUGCUGCUGGUUUUCUUCCACCCUUGUUCCCAAUGUACAUCUUUAUUGUCCCCUUAUUCACAAUGUAAUCUUUAUUGUCAUCUUGUUGAAAUUCUAGCAACUGAUACAAAAGUCAAUCAGAUCUAUACUUUUAAAAUCACAAUUUCUUUAUAAAGGUAGCUUAGUAACUUGUUUGGCAAGCAAGCCAAAGGACUAUUAUGCACUGCUAAUGUAUUCACACUAACAAGAGUGUCAACCCAUAGCAUACUUUUUUGACACAACAAAAAUGAUCUGAGACUUAAUCAGGAUUUUUCUCUUUGCAGCUCGCUCAGUAUGAACCACCUCAAGAAGAGAAGCGUGGGGAAUAAGAUCCUUUUGUAUUACUUGAAUAAAAGACCCUGAAGCACACAAAUCUAGUGUUCCUGACUCUUGCAGUAAUAAGUCUCCUUCAUAUGCUUUUGUCAACAUGGUGUCUAUUAUCUUUCAAUACCUUGUCUUGAAAAAAUAGAGAACAUUAAAUAGAAAAGCAC
Molecule: messenger RNA, 1882 nt
Organism: Podarcis lilfordi (Lilford's wall lizard)
Lineage: Eukaryota; Metazoa; Chordata; Lepidosauria; Squamata; Lacertidae
Source: the annotation of a GenBank genome assembly